Vicia faba (fava bean) is the source of this 312-nucleotide messenger RNA. Lineage: Eukaryota; Viridiplantae; Streptophyta; Magnoliopsida; Fabales; Fabaceae. The record is from the annotation of a GenBank genome assembly.
AUGCUUGGGGUUGGGAAUGAAGGAAUGUCUACACUAACGGGAUUGAAUCAAAUACAAUUUGAAGGAAUUGUAAUCAAUCAAAUAUUGCAAAGCCCAGGUAUCUAUUAUCGGUCAGAAUUGGACAAUAACGGAAUUUCAGUCUAUACUGGCACAAUAAUAUCAGAUUGGGGAGGAAGAUUAGAGUUAGAAAUUGAUAGAAAAGCAAUGAUAUGGUCUCGUGUAAGUAGGAAACAAAAAAUAUCUAUUCUAGUUCUAUCAUCAGCUAUGGGUUCGAAUUUAAGUGAAAUUCUUGAGAACGUUUGUUACCCCUAA